Messenger RNA from Danaus chrysippus (African queen), 1266 nucleotides. The record is from the annotation of a GenBank genome assembly. Lineage: Eukaryota; Metazoa; Arthropoda; Insecta; Lepidoptera; Nymphalidae.
AUGCGCAAAAGGAAAUCGUUAAAAAAGGCAGAUGAAGAAUCCGACGCCUCCGAAGGUGGUGCAGAGCCCGAAGAAUUUCAAGAUUCAGGUGAAGAUUGGACCCCUGAUGCCGAUUCGAAUGAGCAACCAGUUCGCGGUGGCAGAAAACGAACAUCAAAAGCUGCCAUUAACAAUUCCAAAAAGAAACGUAAAAACUCAUCAUCAGAAGAAAGUGAGGGUGAAGGUGAAGAGGAUGAUGAGGCUGAGGAUGAAGAAGGGGAACUAGAAGACGAAGAGGGCUCGGAUGAUGAGAAAAACGGCUCCGAUGGAAAUAAAUCUGACUCAAGUCAAUCUAAAGAUAUACCAAAGCACUUCCAUUCUGGUAACUUUGUUUUACUGAAAUCCGAUGUUAAAUGGGACGGUGAUACAGUGAUAUCUAAACUGGAUGAACUCAACCUUUGGAAAAUUGAUGGAAAGGCAUUAUUGCAGAAAUUCAUUCCGAUGGAAUCUAACGGAAAGAUUCUACACAAAUGCACAUGUGUGUAUUCUGGUUGGAAUGUCGAUAACAGAGAUAACUACUAUCCUAUCACAGAAAUAUUGAACAGAAAUCCCCAGACUGACUCUAAAGAAAUAUGUGUAGCGCUAGAUCUCAACGAUCUCAUCAUGGGUAUUGCUAUACAGAGUAAGAAAUGUGCCAUGUGUCGAACCCAUAUCCCAAGGGAUUAUUUUGAUCAUCCAAUUUUGUUAGAGAAACAGCCAGUGGAUGAAAUUGAUGAAGAUUGUGAUAAUAACAAGUAUCAGUGGUAUUAUGAGGGUAGAAACGGUUGGUGGAAAUAUGAAGAAAGGAGCAAUGCAGAUUUAGAAGCCGCUUUCACAUCAGGUGUCAGCGAGUGUCUAUUGCUACUGGCCGGUACCAUUUACUGUGUAGAUUUUCAAAACAUGGUUCAAAUAAGACGCAGUGAUCCCACAAAAUUGAGAAGAGUGAAACGAGAUAUACCAACAUUUCCAUCUAAAGGUAUUGCUGGCAUAAAAAAAAUUGAUCCACAACAAGAUACUGAACAAACUGGACAGGAUGUAAGCGAUGAAAAUACUAACACUGUACAAGAGGGUAACAUAACAGAUGUAAUCAAUGUUAGCGAGGAAUCAUUGGUUGAAGUCGACAACAGCUCUAUUGAAAGUUUAUCAGAUGGAAUAAGAAACAUCACUCUUCAACAUGAUAAUGCCACAGAUGAAAGCCCUGUUAGUUCAUUAAAUGAAAACGAUGUUUUAUCAACUGAAGACACAUGA